AUGUGUAGUCUGAUGGCGGCCAGGAUCGUUGCGGUGCUCCUCCUCUUCCAGUCUGGGAGGUGGUCUCAAGCAUUCAUCUUGAUACAUCCUGUGCAGCUGGUACCAGAUUACCAUGACAAUUGGAACUGUUGCAAUUGUCGAAAACAAGCUGUAGCCAAAAUUAUGAUACUCGAGGACUGGAUACGCGAUUAUCUUUAUCUGAUGAAUAUGGUGCUUGCCACAUACUCAUGUGAAGAAAACUGUGCUGUCAAGCUGAGCCUGAUCUCGAGCAUGCAGCACAGACUGAGGUUAAAGGGCUUGCUCGAGGAGGCCCGUCGAACUGAACCAAAUCUACCUCCAUGGCCAAAAAUCGGCACCAACCAAUUCAAUAUUGACGAAUACGGAUUCAAGCACUUUUUCCACACCGAAGAGGACGUCUACCUCUACGUGGUUCGACAAUUGCACAAUCACUACAUCCGAUUUCAGUCCCAGGCCAUUAGGCAUAAGGCUCGCUGGGACGCCUUCAAGAUGCUCAACAAACAGGUCCACUUUCGGGUAAGCCCACAGAAAGGUAUCGUCGUUGAGGCAUUUUGCUGUCCGUCUUGCCUCAAAAUCUCAUCAUCAUCAUCAGUAUUCCUAUUUUGUCGGAAUUCCCUUUUGCUGAAGUACCAAAGUGGACCGAACAUUGAGGAUGAUCAGGCGGACACAACUCUGAGCUCUCUACAGGUUGGGGAUUGA
Molecule: messenger RNA, 717 nt
Organism: Protopolystoma xenopodis
Lineage: Eukaryota; Metazoa; Platyhelminthes; Monogenea; Polystomatidea; Polystomatidae
Source: the annotation of a GenBank genome assembly